GUCGUGGCGAAUGUAAUCAAACACUGCAGUUUCUCUCUCUCUGUGCGCGUUACCCCCCAAGUAGACGACGACGUGCGUAUUGUACACAUCACGCACACACUUUCAUCCGCUGCUAGAUUGAUAGAGCGGUGGACCAGACGACGACUGCUACAUUACAUUUAAAUUUACAUUUAUUUUGUAUCACGUGCUGCUGCUGUCUUUCCGUGCGACGCCCCAAGGUCGGCACAACAGCUCGUUGAAAUAAUUGGCAUUGUGCACCGUGCGUCAAACGAAAUUCACAACAAUGGGCGAGAAGACGGUACCGAACGGCAUCAAAUUUCUCAUUGGAGGCACCUCCGGCAUGGCUGCCACAUGCUUUGUGCAGCCACUUGACCUCAUAAAGAAUCGCAUGCAGUUAAGUAAAACCAAAACAUCGACAAUGUCAGUCAUUGGGUCAAUUGUGAAAAAUGAAGGCUUUUUUGCAAUGUAUUCUGGAUUAUCUGCUGGUUUAAUGCGACAAGCCACUUACACAACAACUAGACUUGGAAUAUAUACAUGGCUAUUUGAACUGGCCUCGAAAGACGGUCAGCCUAAUUUUAUAACUAAAGCUGGUCUGGGUAUGGCUGCUGGGUGCGUUGGAGCAUUUGUUGGAACUCCAGCUGAAGUUGCUCUUAUAAGAAUGACUGCUGAUGGCAGAUUACCUCUUGCUGAGAGAAGAAAUUACAAGAAUGUUUUUCAUGCUCUGAUACGUAUUACAAGAGAAGAAGGUGUUUUUGCUCUGUGGCGAGGAGCUAUUCCAACAAUGGGAAGAGCAAUGGUUGUCAACGCAGCUCAACUAGCAUCGUAUUCACAAGCCAAACAAGCCCUCUUAGAUACAGGAUACUUUGAAGAAAACAUAACUUUACAUUUCGUCAGUUCAAUGAUUUCUGGUUUGGUAACUACAGCAGCUUCUAUGCCAGUUGAUAUUGCUAAAACAAGAAUCCAAAAUAUGAAAACUAUUGAUGGAAAGCCUGAAUUCAAGGGUGCAAUAGAUGUUUUGGGCAAGGUAGUACGCAAUGAGGGAGUAUUUGCUCUGUGGAAAGGAUUCUUUCCUUACUACGCUCGUCUUGGGCCCCAUACAGUGUUAACAUUCAUCUUUUUGGAGCAAAUGACCUCAGCAUACAAGAGUCGUUACGCAUGAUUUUCUUAAACGGUGCAAUUGAUGUUUAAUUAUUUUUUAAAUAUUUAUAAAAUUGUGACGAGAACAAAUCAAGGAUAGUUGAUUAUUUUUUUGACUUUCUUUUAUACGCUUUCAAGAAACAAAACAUUCUACAUGCAUUCUCAUUUCAUUAUUUUGAAGUUGUCAUCGUCUGGUACGAUGAUCAAAAUUAUUGCUUAUGUUUUUACAGCAGCUCGCUUAGUGACGUAAUGUAUAUUAUUCGUUAUAAUUGACCUUAUAUUCGAAGCUUUAUUGAGGCACUAAAACUAGUGUUGUGAAUUCUGAAAUGUUUAUACAUUAAGUUAUAAUCCCUUUGAAGCAUAAAACUGUUCUUAUAAUAAAGAUGGCUUAUUUCGAUUUGAUACAACAGUUUUUAGAUUUUAAGUAUUAAAAGUCAUGUACAUAUUUGUAAUAAAAAAAAAUUUAUGUUAUCGAA
Messenger RNA from Trichogramma pretiosum, 1613 nucleotides. Its product is annotated as mitochondrial 2-oxoglutarate/malate carrier protein-like. Lineage: Eukaryota; Metazoa; Arthropoda; Insecta; Hymenoptera; Trichogrammatidae. The transcript has 6 exons. The record is from RefSeq and is a predicted model, not a curated record. Gene Ontology annotation, biological process: oxaloacetate transport; phosphate ion transmembrane transport; malate transmembrane transport. The coding region runs from base 284 to 1159 and encodes 291 amino acids. Gene Ontology annotation, molecular function: succinate transmembrane transporter activity; antiporter activity; malate transmembrane transporter activity.